Molecule: messenger RNA, 366 nt
Organism: Protopolystoma xenopodis
Lineage: Eukaryota; Metazoa; Platyhelminthes; Monogenea; Polystomatidea; Polystomatidae
Source: the annotation of a GenBank genome assembly
AUGGAUUAUUUGCUACUUUGUGGACAGUCCACUCGCAUACAAAGCCUCCUGGCCCUACCAUCAGUCGGAUGGGCCACAUCGGCUUGUUUUGAACUUAAUGAAUAUCAAGACUUAUGCAUCACAGGCUGGCUGUUGGGUGUCCUUUGGAAAAUAAAAAAACCCUCCUCCAGCCGCCUACCGUACCCACCAUUUACCGACUUAACGGACACAGGUACAGUUGUCCCGGAACAGGAGCAGAUUCAUCAUGGCGCCCAUAGCCCAAUGAAAUUCACUCUCACCGUUCAACGCCGCUUACCCCGAAAUAAUUGGCUGCAACAGUCCAGUUGUAGAGGCAACGGCAUAGUGAGUAGUAGCAGUGGUAGAUAA